Messenger RNA from Coniosporium apollinis CBS 100218, 2256 nucleotides. RefSeq lists its product as uncharacterized. The record is from RefSeq and is a predicted model, not a curated record. The transcript is spliced from 5 exons. Bases 1 to 2256 code for a protein of 751 amino acids. Lineage: Eukaryota; Fungi; Ascomycota; Dothideomycetes.
AUGAGGUCGCAGGAGAACGAGGUUCAGACAGGUAUACGCAACGGAGAGGAUCCGGCUCAGGUUUUCGACAGGAUUUCCAAUAGAUACCACGUGAAGUACUUUGUCUGUACUCUUGGUGGUUAUCUUAUGAUCUCGCUAUGCAAUUUCGAUCACUUUGUUCAGGAUGCGCGGAAUGCCUACUCCGCUGGUCAUCUUGCAGCCCUCUCACAGGCGGAACGGGCGCGAACUUCUGGCUCAACUUCCGAUCUCAAAGAGGCUUACUUUCUGGAGGCCUUUGCUCAGCAUUUUCUGACGGACCUUUUCUCCUCAGGGCACAUGAGAACUCCACGACGGGUUCUGCACGAGCCAUACUCCGAUGUCGAUCCGCCACCGGACGGUCCGGACUAUCCAGACCUUGAUCUCUGGCCUGCUGACGCCUGCGCUCAGAUAAUGCACGAUGAGGACAGUGCCAAUGGCCUUUGGGUUUCCAACAGUUUUGGAGAUACAUGGGCAGCGUAUGGCGACAGGCAAUUGUGGAGCGGUAAGGCGGCUGCAAACCGUCUACAGGUAGUAAAGGCUGCACAAACCGGUGUAGAUGAGGUUUGGCAGGCAUUUUUAACGGGAAAUUUGCCCGAAGCCUCCGAUUUUGCUGCCUUGAAGAUGACUCCCAAUUUCUCAAACUUAACAUAUCCUGAAGAUUACGUCCCACUCUUUGAGUGGAGCGCCAGGGACCCAGACAUACUUCGUAGCAGAGCGCACCCAGAUGAGCGCAACAACUCUGCUUUUAAGGAAUAUUCAAUCUCUCGGCUCGGGGACCGCGAGUGGCAACGAAUACUAGACACAAUCCAGAACUCGAGCGUAAUUCAAUCCAUGCGUCCCUUCACAUUGUCGUUCCUGUCUUCCACCGGCGUAUGGCAUUUCCGUUCCCCCAAUGAUGAUAGCCUCAUCGUAAACAAAUAUGGUCCAGUUGACGCGGCAGAAUUUGGAAAAUACUGGAGUAUGGAGGCACAGUACAACAUCCAGAUCCCCCAGGUUGCCGGAUCAACUUCGUGGGCAUCAGUUCAAUACCUCGAUCAUGGAUUUCAUAGUCUAGUCGGUCGUCUGCGCCCGCCGAACCAAGAGCCUACAAUGGCCCGUCACAUCGGGGUCAGACCAGUCCAGGAUGAGAAGGGCGCCCGUAUCGAGCUUGCGUGGAUGCAGGACGCGGAUGAUCAGGAUGAUUCCUGGACGCUGGACGAUAUAGUCUACGGUAGAUUUAGCAACGAUUCAAGCAAUAUCGCUAUGAUAAAAUACUGGUCAACCGGACCACGUGGCACAUCGAAGCUGGAGCUAUGGGUCAUCCCAGCCAGCCGGGAUAUCCCUCCGAUUAGGAUUGAUCCUAACUUGCCUUGCGCACGUAUGAACUUCCUCCUCAGAUACAAGAUGCACGCUAGGGACGACCACGAGACCUUCGUGGGAUUCGGUUACGACAACAUCUCCUCAACUAGCACGUGGCAAUUCUUCUCUUGGUCUAGCAACUAUUCCAAGCGACACCUGUCUACGGUAUCUGAAGCUAUUGGUUUCCCGGCCCAAGCCCUACUUCCGGGUAGUCUCAAUGCUUCUGACGGUGACAACCGCAUCAUCCGCAUUUUUUACGGACAGGAUCAUCCGAAUCCUGAUUCGCUUGAUAUCGACAUUCUCCAUCCUGUCCGUUCAAGCUUUGGUAGAGUUAGUAUCUCUGAUCCGCCGAUAUCGAGAUCAUUUCCGGUUACCUGGGAAGCAGUUUCCGAGGAAGAUUAUCUCUUCUGGUUCCUAGCAGACGUCAACCAGGAUGGACGCAUUGAUCUCGUGGCGCUCGUAAGCUGUGAAAACCAGCCCACCGUGCUCGUCUUCCCAGGAUUUCGGAAUGGUACAUUUGGUACGCCGGUAGUUAGCGAGAUCACCCUUGAUCCCGACAGGGGCUCACUUAUGACUGCUCCGUGGAUGCGAAUCAUCAAGGUCUCGCAGGCUGAAUAUACGUACACCUCCGAGUCCAGAAACGCUGCCAGUGACCGCAUGAAGGGGUUGGAUCAUGAUAGCCAGCAGCCUUUACCGUUCUUCGAUUUUCAGACUACAGACGCGGCUAUCAUAAUGUUCUUCGACAACUACGGUGUUCUUGGCACGCGAUUGCUUGCACCUGUCCGUCCUGCUGGUACCUAUGUCUAUGAGUUGAAGGGGCAAAUUCCAUCUAUUGCCGGACAACCUACCCAAGCGAUAAGCUGGCGUGGUCGCGAGGCGGUGGGAUUCGUCUUUGAGUAG